AUGACAUGUACUAAAUGGCUUUGUUCUUUUCGGAGAUCAGGUAGAUCACGAAAAGAAUGCGACGACGAAGAUAGCUUGUGUAACAAGCCAAACGUAAAUGAAGAAUAUCUCCAAACAUUUAGAACUAACUCUUAUAUUGAAAUAUGCAACAAAGCAUCAAGACUCUCUUCCUCUUGUUCAACAUUUUCUCCUUCUCCUAUAUGCAUGAAUCUAACCGACUCUUUGCUUGAACCGCGACAAGAAAUCAUAACCAACAUGACACAAAAUUUUAAGGUUCAUCAUCUUAUAGUUGAUUAUUUCGAAGCUAGCUUAGAUGCGUGUCGUUGUUGUGACAUUAUCCUUGAAGGAAUUCACUCGACAAGACUUUCUUAUACAAGAAUCACACGAGUUGUUAAGCUGAGUAAUAGCGCCAAUGAAAAAACAAAGAAGGAUAAUAUACACAAAGAGGUUGCUUCAUUUCCAUCAAAACAAGAAAACAACUGUUUGUCGGUUAUUAGUACAAUGCAGUUCCGUGACAGUCGCGAUAGGUUCAUUGAACUUCUUCAAAGACUAACAUCAAAACGGAAGAAAAUGAAAAGAAAAUUAACAUUGAUUAGUGUGUGCAAGAAAGUUGGAGGAAUUGCUCUUGUUACUUCACAUGGUGCUAUUCUUAAUGCAGCCGCGAAAGGGGUAUUUAUAAUGAUCAAUGAUUUGGAUACUAUGAUUAGGAUGGUGAAGAGGCUGAAUGACGAGGUGGAACAUAAGAAAAUGGUUGCUGAUGUUUGUGUGAGGAAUGUUGGUAGUAAAUGUGAUAUAUUGAAGCAGGUUAUGGAUGAGUUUAGUGAUUAUGAGAGUAGGUUUUUGGAGCAAUUGGAAGAACUUGAAGAACAUGUUUACUUGUGCUUUCUUACAGUAAACAAAUCCAGAAGACUUGUUAUGCAACAAAUUAUAUAG
Molecule: messenger RNA, 933 nt
Organism: Lathyrus sativus (Indian pea)
Lineage: Eukaryota; Viridiplantae; Streptophyta; Magnoliopsida; Fabales; Fabaceae
Source: the annotation of a GenBank genome assembly